AUGGCCACCAAUCCCCAGCAGCAACCACCGCCGCCGCCCCCGCCGCCGCCCCCUCAGCAGCCUCCGCCGCUGCCGGGUGCUGGGGCCGCCGUGGGGGGCGGUGCGGCCGAGCCCGAGCUAGUCUCCAUGAUCGUCAACCACCUCAAGAGCCAGGGGCUUUUCGACCAGUUCCGCCGCGACUGCCUGGCCGACGUGGACACCAAGCCCGCCUACCAGAAUCUGAGACAACGCGUUGACAACUUUGUUUCCAAUCAUUUGGCCACUCAUACCUGGAGUCCUCAUCUCAACAAGAACCAGCUGAGAAAUAACAUUAGGCAGCAGGUUCUCAAGUCUGGAAUGUUGGAGUCUGGAAUUGAGAGAAUAAUUUCUCAGGUUGUGGAUCCAAAGAUCAACCACACAUUUCGACCUCAGGUGGAAAAAGCUGUCCAUGAAUUUUUAGCCACAUUGAAUCACAAAGAGGUGGCAGGCCCCAGUACAGCUUCAAGUGAGGAGAAAACAGAUGCUUCUAUUACAGUACAAGGUGUCUCUGGUACAGCUCCUAGUGGGAACGUAGCUAAUGAUGCAAUGUCCAUUUUGGAAACAAUAACUUCUCUUAACCAAGAAGCAAGUGCUGCCCGGGCUUCAACAGAGAACUCAAAUACCAAGAACAAUGACAGAGUUGCAAAAAGACUCUCAUCUCAGCACAGUGUGGAUGGUAGCACUGAUAGAGAGAAAAAUGUGGAGGACUUGUCAGACAGAGAGAGAGCAAUGUAUGAUCCUUCUGGAGAAGGGGCUGAAACAUUUGCAAGGUGUGAAGAUUUAAAUGAACUUUCUUGCCAAAGCGAGGAAAUAAAAAAUUCAGCAAAGGAUACUAAUAAUUUGACUUUUAUAAGUAAAGAAAAUCAUCAGGAAAGUGAUGAUCAAAAGAGUAAAUUAUUAUUAGAUAAAUGGGACAAGAAAAUAGAAAGCAGUGAAAAAGGUGAAAGAAGAAAAGAAAAGAAGGAAAGACUUGACAGGAAGUCUGACCAUUCAAAGAAAAGUGAUGAUACUACAAAGUCAAAAGAAGAAAAGCAAUCAAGAGAGUUGGAACCAGUGAAGCAGUUAGCUCCUGAGAGAAACAGCAAUAAACAUAGAACAACUGAAAGCAUGAAAGAAGAAAAUACAUCAAUAGAUUCAGAUAUGGAUGUACUCAGUGACAUCACUGUCAGCUCUGUCCAUACCAGUGACCUUUCUUCCUUUGAAGAGGAGAGUGAAGAGGAGACUGUAAUUUCUGACAGUACUGAAGAGGGAGAGAUCACGUCAGAUGAUGAGGAGGAGAAGAACAGUCACAGUAAGACAAAGCCUCAUGGUAAUGAUCUGAGUGAUGGGAAAGCCAAGCCCGUUCGUCACGCGUACGUUCGCAAGCCUUUCCUGUACUCCAAAUACUUCAGCGAUUCUGAUGAUGAACGAACUGUAGAGCAGCGCCGUCAGUCCAUUGCCAAAGAAAAAGAAGAGAGACUCCUACGAAGACAGAUUAACAGAGAGAGGCUUGAAGAAAAACGUAAACAGAAGGCUGCAGAAAAAACAAAGUCCCUAAAAAAUGGAAAUCAGAAUGCUAAAGGAAAGAGCGGCUUAAACUUAGAAGAACUUUCAUCAAGAAGCCUUGAGUCAAAAGCUACUGGCACCAGCAUUAAGGACGUACUCAAAGAACAGAAAUUUUUAGAAAAAAAAGUAGCCUUGAGCAGAAAAAGAAAAAGAGAUUCAAGGCAUGCUGAAGACAGCUGCAAAAAGAAAUAUGAGCCAUCUGAAGAAGAUUCUAAAGAAAUGAAGAAGGCAAAUGAGACUUGUGAGAAAAAUUCUUCCAAAGAACUGAAGCAUAAUCAUGGGAAAAGUGAAACCUCCAAACAGCUUAGAAGACUUUCAGAGUCGGUGCAUUCAACAGAGGAAAGCAAAAGUGAUUUGAAGGCAGAAAAAGAACAUAAAAGAAAAACCUCCACCUCUCUUCAGGGUGAAGGAGCCCAGCAGGACAGUGAAACAAGGGAUCCAAAAAGACAACCGGAUAGAGUAGAAGUCAAUAGUGAAGAACUACAGAAGCAGAAAUCCAUAUUUAAAAGUGAAAAACACCCUAAAAAAGAUAGUGAUGCAGAAAUUCAACAUGUGAGAAAUGCUGCCAAAAAAGAAUCCAAGUCUUACAGAGAUAAAAAUGAUAAGGAAAGAACUGCUUCAGAAGAUAAACUUUCUUUAAAGCACAAACAUAAAGGAGAUGGUCUUCACAAAUCAAGUGAAGAUGCUGAACUCCAUUCAUUUGAGAAGAGUUUGAAAGGUGAGGAUAGUGGUCAGAAACAUAAUCAACAAAUAAAGGUUUCAGAUGACAAAUCUGAAAGAAAAAGUAAACACCGAAGCGAACGGAAAAUAUCAGUAACAGGAAAAGAUGGGAAAAAUAUUUCUGAAUCAACCCUAAAAGCUGAAGAAUUGCUGCGUAAGGAAACAAAAAAAGACAGACAUCUCUCAACAGAAAAAUCAAGAUCAGAAUAUAAGUCCAAAAGAUCCCUGAGUGAUUCUAGGCCUCAAAAGGAUUCCCUAAGUGCCUCAAAGCAGCUUGCUUCUGCAUCACACAGAAGAAGCGAAAGCUACUCAGAAGAUAAACAUGAAAUAGAAUCAACUAACUCUGAUAGUAAUUUGAAACAAGAAGAUGGUGUUCAUAAAGAUAGACGAAGAUCUAAGAGCCUUAUAGAAGACAAGAUUUUGUUGAAGUCUAAGUCAAAGAGUCAUAGUAAACAAGUCAAAGCAUCUGAAACAGAAUUACAGGAAAAAAUAACAAAACAAGAGACUGGUCAGAAACUAGACAAAGAUAAGAGCGUGGAGGAGAAUGAUUCCGAUAAGCAACACAAAUCCAAGAGUGAAGACAAGGUUGUUGAGGAGAGUAGUGCUGAGUUUGAGAUUGUAAGUGGCACACAGUCAACUCAGGGAUCACAAAAAGACUUCAGUCACAAAGUUAAGUUACAUUCUAGCGAAAAAGGAUCUGUAAAAGAGAAAUACAGAGGAGGCAAAGAUUCAGGUAAUUCCAAACUUGAAAGAAGGUUCUCUGCUGAAGGUCACAAAAGCAGAAACUUAAAGCACAGCAACAAGGAAAUCAAGAAGAAGGAAGAGCAUGUCAAAUCAGAAAAUAAAGGUAUUAAAGAAAUUGACAGUGGGCAUGAAAAGGUAUUGAGCAUUCCAGUGGCAGUGGAUAAAAAGCAAAGUAAGAAGAUACCCUGUGAAAAUAGAAAAGGCAGCAUGUCGAACCAAGCUUUACUUGGAGAGGAAAAGCAGUCAGCUAGCACAGCUACUAACAGCCGUGCUCCACCCCCUCAAAGGUCAAGUAUGAAUAAUGAUGACUUGCAUUCUGUUCAUGAGGAAGAGCUGAUGGAGCUUGAUUUGAAACGAACAAAAGUACAGGUAGCACCUAACAUCGAAAGGAAGAACAUUCAAAACUCAGUCCCAGCCACAGACGCCAAGUUUGCAGCAAAUUCAAAUAAGAAGUUAAAACACAGCUUGGCAGAUGCUGAAGGUUGUGAAUCACAAUUUCCACCUACAGCUAAAAAAACUGUUAAACAAGAAGAUAUCUCUUAUAAACAAGUUGGUGCCUUAAACGUUUUGUCCAAGCAAGCUUCCAUGGAUCAAGGAUCCAAUAAACAAGGGGCUUACAAAGCAAGCAUUGCAUACGAAACAAAUGAUAGAUUCUUACGGAAUGUUCCCAGUAAGGAUCAAGCUCCACAAAAUAGCAGAAGACCAAAGAAUUUAAAAACUGUGAUAAAUUCUAAUUCAGAUGAUGUUCCUUUAGCAAUUAAUUCUUCCAGAGAAGAUGCUGCUGAUGCAAAGUCUGUGGAUAUGGAUAUCUCAGAUUUUACAGAUUCUUUUGAUAGUAUGUCUAAAGAAUACCAUAAUUCAGAUGGGACUUCUCCAUUGGAAGAUACUUGCAUUUUGAAGAGUGAUGCAGUGCAGGUUGCAUACAUGGCACAGCAAGAGAGUGUGGUGCUGAAUUCUAUCAUGAAAGAUGAUGGUGGCAGCACCUCUACGACACACAGUAUAGAAAAAGAUAAUGAGGUGCCUCAACCUGAUGAACAAGCAAUGGAAGACAGUCAAGAAGAUUACAAUGAAGCAGCAAAGUCAGAAAGCACUCAGGGAAGAGAUUUGAAAAUAAAAGACUUGAUGACUGACGUAACUGAAGAUUGUGGAGAUGUUACAACAAAAGAACUUCUAAAAAAAAGAGGGUGUUUGAAUACUAAUCCUUCCACAAAGGAAGAAAAGUGCACAAUGGUGGAUAAUGUGGAAAAGAGUGAGGGGCAUGAUAUUGAUGAUAUGAUAGAGUCUUCCUCUGUCUUAGUGCCUGAAAGAAUUCCUGAGGAAACAGUUGAAGGCUCUUUUGUAGCCAGUGGGCAAGAAGGGAAUGCUGUGCUUGGCAUGGACGAUAAAAAUGAAAGCAAUGCAGUAGGCACCAGUGCAGGAAAUAGUAAACCUAGUUUGUCAUGCAGCAGCCUGCAAACAAGUCCAGCCACUGUGAUAGGAACUAGCAUGGAAAAGAUCAUUGAGAGCACUGUAAUAGCCACUAGCACAGGAGGAGAAAGAGCUGAGGGUGCUUCACAUUCUGAAAAGGACAGUGAUGCUACAACCACUUGCUCAGAAGAAGAAAGUGAGGUGACUGUAUUCUGCACAAGCAUAGAAGCUGAUGAAGGUUACACAACAGGCAUAUGGGUAAAAAGCAGCGAGGGUGGCAGUUGCAUCACAGGUACAGAUGUUGGUGAAUGUACUGUUGCUGCAGCUGAAGAAAGUGGGGGUGGUGGUGUCGUCACUGAAGGAUUAGCAGAAAGUGAAAGUUUCCUAACAAGUACAAAAGGAGAAGAAAAUGGUGACUGUGCCAUGGUUGAUGCAGAAGAAAGUGGUAAGGAUUCAGUCAAUGCAAGUGGAGUAGAAACUGAAGACAGUGUCAACAGUGCUGGAGCAGAAGAAAAAGACGAUGCUGUGACUAGUGCAGGCUCUGAAGAAAAGCGAAAGACCUUAGCUUGUGUAGAUGCAGGCAAAUUUGAAAGUCCUGUAUCCUGCUUGGGUGAAGUGGAGAGCGAUGGAGCUGUAACUAGUGCAGGGACAGAAACAGGUGAAGGGUCAACAAGUGGUGACAGUCCAGGUGAAUUUAGGGGCAGUGUGAGAGCUGGCCGGGUUAAGGAACAUGAAAGUACUGUGACUUGCACAGGUGCAGAAGAAAGAGGUCAUAACUUCAUCAUCUGCUCAGUGACUGGUACUGAUGCCCAAGGAGAAAGCACUGUAACUGGUGCAUGUAUUGCAAUGGUAGCAAACAAUAGUGCCACAACUGGAACUAGUGGGGACAAAUCUGAGGAUACUGUCAAUGGUGAAAGUGCAGUGACCAGCACAGGCAUAAGCCCAGAAGAUGAUGCUGAAAUUUCAGUUGUCUGCACAGGUCUAGAAGACAGCAAUGAGGGGUUUGCAGUUUGUUUACAAGCUGAAAAAUGUGAAAGUCUUAUGGACAGUAGAAGGGCAGAAGAAGAAGCCAGUAUCACUACGGUCAGUGUAGGCCUGUAUGAUGAUGAAGGUUUUGUGACUAGUACAGGUUCAAAAGAAGAGGAUGAAGAAGGUGAGGGCAUUGUGACCAGUACAGGAAGAGGAAAUGAAGAAAAUGAGCAUGCUUCUACUUGUACAGCAGCGGAAAGUGAAAAUGCACUGAUUUGUAUAGGUGCAGAAGACAGUGAAAGUUCUGUUAUCUGCAUAGUUGCUGAACAAAUGGAAGCUGAGUCAGGAGUGGCUGGCACAAACCCAAAUAAGCUUACUGUGGACAGUAUGACGAGUGCAGAGCAAGAAGCUAAUUGUGGCACAAACCACAAAAGUGAUAAAGGGAUUGUUGAAAGCAGCGUAACCAGUGCAAGUGCUGCAGAUGAGGGUGCCUUCACUGCCUGUGUAGGAACACAUGAAGGUACCUUGAUUGCCUUAGACGCUGAGGAAUGUGAGGGUCCCAUGACUAGUGCUAUGGCUUUGCAAGAGAAGAGUCAGUCUGGUGCUGAGGGUGAACAUGAGAACUCCAUGACUUCCUUUGACAGCAGAGAAUCUGAUGCUUCUAUAAGCAGUGCAGUUCCAAAGGAAAACGAUUCUCUUAUUCCUGUUGACGGAGAAGAAAAAGUAAAAGGUGAUAUCAUCUCCACCAGCACAGCAGAAGAAAGUGAUGCUCCCCUACAUUCAGCCAUGGAUGCUGAAGAAGGUCCACUUGCUGCUGCAAGAGCAGGUGAAAGUGGGGAAAGCUCUAUGAUUUUAAUGGACACUGAAGACACAGAGGUGCCUAUGCCCAGUACGGCCGCAGAGUUUAAAGAAUGUGUACAUACUUUCAGCAGUAAGCAAGAGAAAGAUGAGUGCACUAUGAUUUCCACCAGUAUUGUGGAAGAGUUUGAGGCUCCUAUGUCAAGUGCAGCUAUUGAAUAUGAUGGUCAGCUCCACUCCGUGAAAGCAGAAGAAAUAAAUGAGAAUGCUAUGGUUUCUGUAGAUAUGGAAGUGUAUGAGGUCCCCAUGCCUAGUGAAUCCAGUGCAGGAGGAGAUGAUAAUGAUGAUGAAAGUCACCCAACCGCUAGCGGUAAGGAAGAAAAAGAUGAGUGUGCUAUGAUUUCCACAAGUGUUACGGAAGAACAAGUGAUCCUAAUGGCAGGAGGAGUCACAGAGGAGGUGAUUCAACAUGUGUCAGACACAGAGUCAAAAAAUGAGACAGUAAUGAUCUCUACAAGUACAGCAGAAUGUUCUGAAGCUCCAAUGUCCAGCGUAGCUAUGCAAGAUGAAAACAAACUCCCUGCUGCAGAAACAGAAGGAAGAUACGAAGGUGCUAUGAUCACCACAAGCAUGACAGAAGAAUGUGAGAUAGUUUUGAUCAGUGCAGAACCACAAGCUGAAAGUCAGCUUGUUGUAGCAGGAGAUGAAGAUGCUGUUGCCGCUCCAAACGCAUCAGAGGAAUGUAAGAUUGUAGAGACCACUGCCACUGUAGAUGAACAGUUUGGACUAGCUGCUUUCAAUGCAGAUGCAAAAAGCAAAGAUUCUGUGAUUUUUGUGGGAGAAUGUGGAACUCCUGUGCUGAGAGUUGCCACCAACAGUGAAGAUGAACACACUGCUUCAAGUAUAGAAGAUAAGGAGGGAGCAGUGAUCACUCUGAGUACAAUGGAAGAAUGUGAUAGUCUCUUCACCUUUACAGUCAUAGAAGAAAGUCAGCUUGCUGCUGAGAGUACAGAAGUAAAAGACAAAAAUGAGGAAAUGUUUGAUACUGCUAACCAAGUUGAAUGUAUCCUAUCAACUACAGGCCCAGCAAAAAGCAGUAAUUCUUUGGUUGUCAUUGAUGGAGAGAGCGAGACCCAUGGCAGUGGAGUAAGGGAAGAACCAGCAGCAUCUCAGACCACAGCAGACAGUGAAAUCACAGAAACAGAUGACAAUUCAGUGAACCUCAUGAGUGUAGAUGAAGCCCUUUGUGUGGAGAUUAGUACAGAGACUGCUAUGAGUCCAAGUCCUUCCUCAGAGGCCAACGAGGAUGAUCAGCAAGCUGAAGAUGUUUUGCGUGAGAAUGUUACAUCAGAACUCUCUUCUGUAGUCUCAGAAGCAGCAGUGGAGAGUGAAACUCUAAGGAACGUAAACCGUAAAUUUAACUCAGACUUGCUUUUAGAAAGUGACUUUUCUGAACGAAGGACUCCCUUGCCUAGCACACAGGCUCUUGCCUUAGUUUCUGCAACUGAAGGGACUGUAAAUACCAACCAUGGUGAAGUGACAACAGAGGCAGAAUUAGGCGAAAAAAGUGACUUGCCUUUGCAUGUAGAAGAGCUAUAUGGCAGCAAAGACAAAACGAACUUGGUCAAAGUAGAUGAUAGUAGAGUUACUUUUCAAAAAAGUAACGCAGCCUUGAAUUCAGGCAAUAAUGCAGCUUUACCAAAGUUGGCAGAAGAACUAGAAUUUGAAAGUAACUUGAAAACCAACAAGCCACAGCAGCCUGAAAGUCCAAGAAGUGAAGAGGAGGGAUAUGUGGAUCUUCAUACUAAAGAGUUUCAAAAAGAUUUGCUGCAGAAGAACGCUGCUUUAGAAAAAGAAACUUUACAUGGGGAAGACAUGGAUCCCCAGAUAACUGAAGAACAUAGAUCUAGAGCAAUACAAUGUAAAUCUUCAGGAACAAUGCAUAAAGACCAAUGCAACCAGCUGACUUCUCAGGAUAUGAGAAAAGAUGAUGAACAAAGUCAGUGUUCCAAAACAAAACCUGAUAACAUCAAGGAAGUCAUAUCAGAUGGUAGAGCAGAAGUGUCCAAAGAAAUGGAUGUAAAGCAUACACCUCCUAAAAGGACUCUGGAAGAAAAAGAUGACUUUACCAUCAACCAGGAAACAUCAGAAAAGGACAGGCAUGCUGUAGAAUCAAAUGAAAAUUCACCAGAGGGAAAUCAGCCCAUAAUAGUGAAACGGAAAAGGGGAAGGCCUCGCAAAUACCCUCUCGAAGCUGUACAGCCUGGUGGUGGGGAGUCAAAAGCUGAUAUCAGCACUGGGAAUCUGCAGCUUCCUGUAUUUGCAAGUAGAAAAACACCUCAAGCAGGUACAGACAUAUCUAAUAAGAAAGAAACAACAAAUGAAGAUGAUGCUGAGAAGGCAGAGAUGAUUGUGCGUAAAAGGGGAAGGAAGCCCAGGCGUGCUCUGCUUCAAUCAGAGGAAACUGAAACACUGGAGCCAGAAAGAAAGCGGCAGAAAUUAACAUCUUCUGAAGAUGAACUCAAAGAGCAGGAGGAAGGCGAGGAAGAAGACGGUGAGGAAGAUGAUGAAGCACAUUCCGGAGCCACAACUAGAUCAGCCACAAGAUUAGAGGCUCAGAGAAAGCAGCCCAGCAAGCCAACCACACGUGCAACUUCUAAAGGCAGCAGUCCAAGUUCAGUUUCUCCCAGAAAACGACAGAACCUAGCAGCAAAAAAAAGAUCUCCAAGUGAUACAAAAAUGAAUAAAUCUGCUCCAUUGACACAGUUAAAGGUGCAGUCUAUCAAGCGUAAAAGGGAAGAGAGUCCAACAGUGGUACGGAGAAAAGGCCAGCAGAAAACAGAGGAGACACCAGUAAAGAAAGCAAAACGAUAAUCUCUACCAGAUAGUACUGUUCAUGGCAGAGUCAAGAGAGUCAAAACAACCACAAACAUCUGUGCUUCUAUUUUUAUUUCAUUUUGUAAAGCAAAGGGAUUUGCACGUGCUUGUUUCAGAGCUCUAAGUUAAUCAAUGCAGUACUUUUAAGUUCCAUUUUAAACAGCUUUAUAAACUAUUGUUUAUACAGAAUAUUAUGUACAUUUAUUUCAGAUGAAAAAGAAUAAGUUUACUUUGUAUCAGAAUGAGAAAAAAAAAAAACAAAGCAAAGGAAAAAAAAGAAAGUAAUUAUAUAUUUUAUCACUGAUUUGGAAAGUUGGGGUUUCCCAAUUGACAUGCUAAUGCAGAUGCUUCCAACCCAUGAGGCCACCCCAUGGGCCUCCUAAUACACUUUGUAUAUAAACUUGUAAAAAUAGGUUGUAUUUUACUCUGUGUAUGAAUCUAAUCAACGAUGGACAUUUUAUUUAUUAUAUGGAAGGCAUUGGUCUGUAAACUUUAGUAUAUACCUUAGGUUUUUUUAAUUAUAUAUUUUACAUUCUAUGCAGAUGUCAGUAGGAAACUUCCCCUCUGCUCCCCCAGGGUGUCUAAAAACCUGAAGUUCUCUGAAAGAUUCUCAGACAGUUGGUAUUUUUCUCGCAUGCAUUGAAGUAGUUUAGCAUAGUGAAAGGGACUUGGUUCCUUUCUGGUCACAUUUGUGACAAAGUAUAUUAAA
Molecule: messenger RNA, 9787 nt
Organism: Indicator indicator
Lineage: Eukaryota; Metazoa; Chordata; Aves; Piciformes; Indicatoridae
Gene: BOD1L1
Product: biorientation of chromosomes in cell division 1 like 1
Exons: 25
Coding region: 1-9075 (3024 amino acids)
Source: RefSeq, a predicted model, not a curated record